AUGGUGGAGGAUCUUACCACCCUUUGUGAUAUAGACGCAUGUGCAUUCAUCCUUGGUCCAGGGGAUGAUGUGCCUAAUGUGUGGCCAUCCCAUGACAAGGCUAAAGAGAUGCUCGAUAAGUUUGAGAAUGCUCCAUUGUCGACUCGACUGAAAAAAAACAUCACCCCACAGGUUUAUAUUGAGCGAGCCAAUAACAAGGUUGAAAAUCAACUUGUCGAGCUUAGGAAGAAGAACGAUGAGAUAGACAUGUCAGAUUUAAUGCAUCAAAUCCAUGAUGAUGGUAGGUCUUUGUCUGAUUUUGAUGCUAGUGAUAUAUCUCGUUUACUUUCGUAUGUAGAGGAGAAACUGAAGGGUGUUAGAGUGAAAACUGGCUUUUCUGAGCAGCAGUUGCCUCCUAAACCUCCAACACCACAAGUUUCUUGUCCUCUACAGAAUGAUAAGAUUGAUUCUUGGGAUAACAUAGAUGAACAAGUUCUCCAGCAACAAUCAUUCAUCGAUGAUCUGAAAGAAGAUGGUAAGAUAAAUAGUGGUUUUGAUAACAAUCUAGGGAGCAACAUAGGGCUACCACCACCAAAUACACAUGUUGGUGAUGUUGAUUUUGAACCUUUCAAUCAGGGUUAUGUUGAUAUGAUGUUGCCUCCAGAAAAUUUUGGAGGCCUCGCUAACGAAAGUGGCUUAGGGUUUGGUGUGUUGCCUCGAGAUUAUUUUAUAGGUAGCAAUGGUAAUAAUGAUUCAGAGCUUUUGUAUGGAAGCUAUUAUAGUGAAAUUGGAGGCAAUGACAUAUGGUCAUCUUAUGGAAAUUUUGGAGGCAAAAUUGUUGGAAGUGAUGAUGUGAUGUUGCCUUUCAACAAUAAUUCCCAAGGCAACAUUAAUGAAACUUGCCUGGGAAUUGGACAACAUGAUGAAAAUCAAGGAGGAUCCAUUAACAAUGUCGGGUUAUGGAAUCAUCAAAUCACCCUUGGAGCCAGUAAUGAUGGAGUUGCCUUGGAGAGAUCCAAUCCAAACUUUGUUGGCACUACCAGUGGCGAAAACUUGAACCUUGGAUUUCCUUCUCAUGCAAAUCUAGCCAGUAGUGGUGAAAGAAGUGAUAUUGAAUUGCAGGAAUUUUCUCCUUAA
Molecule: messenger RNA, 1116 nt
Organism: Glycine soja
Lineage: Eukaryota; Viridiplantae; Streptophyta; Magnoliopsida; Fabales; Fabaceae
Exons: 1
Coding region: 1-1116 (371 amino acids)
Molecular function (GO): DNA binding; protein dimerization activity
Source: RefSeq, a predicted model, not a curated record